Molecule: messenger RNA, 1963 nt
Organism: Drosophila kikkawai
Lineage: Eukaryota; Metazoa; Arthropoda; Insecta; Diptera; Drosophilidae
Gene: t
Product: C45 family peptidase tan
Source: RefSeq, a predicted model, not a curated record
AAGCGCUCUAGAACAAAUCAGCUGGUCUUUUAAAAAUACAUAUUUGUUUUUGUUUAAACCCUAUCGUAUCAUCAGCCGCGACUCUGUCUUCUUAGUACUUUUUUUUUUAUUUAUUUUCUUGUUUUUUUUUGCAACGAUUGUAAGAGAGCUUUUCGUAGCUUUCCCCUGCGAUAAGAAAGUAUCGGUACUCGCACACAGCUCGUAGAUUUCAUUUUAAAAAGUAGCUUUACUUAAAAUAAAAUCAGGACAAUGUCCUCUGGAAAGAUUCUGCCACGUCGCCAGGCAGUGCCCGUCCUGUACACGAGGGGCACCCACUACGAGGUGGGCUUCGACAUGGGUCGCACAUUCGGCUCGAUGAUCAAGAAUUUUCUGAUCUUAUCCAAGCCCCUCAACGAGACCUACUUACCUCUGUACCAGUCCCCAAAAGGCAGGCAAAUCUAUAACGAGACCCUGGGAUCGGUGAAGGACAGCUUUCCGCAAUAUAUUCGGGAACUGGAGGGCGUGGCCGAUGGUGCGGAGGUGGAAUUCCAUAAGUUAUUCCUAUUGCAUCUGGAUGAAAUUCUGCCGCAAGCCUUGAAGCACCAACCGCGUAGCAAGAACCAACCAACCGGCUGCUCCACGAUCAUUGUCAACCACAAAAAUUGCCGCCUGCUGGGCCACACCGAAGAUGCCCUGACAGAGACUCUUAACCAUUACUACUUUGUGGAUGCCCACAUUAUCAGCGACAAGCCGCAGGGCAAGUACAACGUGAAGGAGGAGCACUUUAUGUCCCUGUGCUAUGCCGGACAUUUGCCUGGCUACACCAUGAACCAGAACCACCAUGGACUGGUCUUCAGCAUCAACACCAUCAGUGCGGAGCUCUUGCGUAGCGGAAAGACCCCUCGUCACUUUAUCACCAGAGCCCUCUUGGCCACCAGCAAUGUGGACGAUGCCUUCAGGGUGCUCAAGGAUGCCGGCGUGGGAGCUGCAGAUGCCUGCUCCAUCAACUUUACCUUCCUGGCAGAUCCCCGGCAGAUGUGCUACAAUGUAGAGAUGGCUCCCUCGCCGGAGCGCAAAAACGAAUCGCAUUUGAGCAUCAAGGAGAUACCCCUUGGCGAGCAUAAUUACCACGUCAACCAAUUCGAUCGCAUCCGCCAGGACCAGGCCAACGAUCUGAUGAUCGACUCUAGCGUCUCCCGGAUGACCACCUUUGGCUGCUAUAAGCCGCCGGCAAGCGAGCAGGAUGUCCGCCACAUGCUGGGCGACGUGUCCGGCGGCACCUAUUGCGUCUGGCGAGAGGAUGGCAGCCCCGAUGAGGCGGUGAAGACCAUAGCCGUGGGCAUCUUUGAUCUCAGUGCCAGGACCAUGUCCCUGUACUCGGACAAUCCCAGCGAGACGCAGCCCCACUGCCGUCUGCCGUUGCUCUUCAAGUAGGAUUGCCGCAUUUACUCUGCUGCAGUGAUUUUAAAACGAAAUGAAUUUGAAAAGGAUAUAUACAUAUAAAUUGUAUAAAUUUUAAAUGGAACUCCAGAGUGAACAUCUGAAUUUAUUAGCACCUUGAGAGCUUUAACUAUUUCAAUUGUUUACUUGGUCUCUGGUUUCUAGUUAAUCUUAUGUGCAGUAUUUAAAAGGAAAUAGUUUUUAACAAUUUCAAAUUUUAUUUUAUUAUAAUUAAGCAUUAUUUUAAACUGUAUUUUCCGUGCUUUUCACGGUUGUCAGAUCAUUCCAAAGUGUUUCCAAACCCUGCCAGGUAUAAAUAAAUACAAAAUUCACUUUCCCAAGUGUACUUAUGUUAUUUUUUGGCUUGGAGUGCGGUUUCCCGUUUAAUUUGUUUAUAACGUUCAACUAAACCUUUCAAUUUGUACUUUAUUUUAAUGAAUAUAUUUUUGUAUGCAACUCAAAUGUCUUUUAUUUGGAAUCCUUGGCAACCUAGUUGGGUAAUUCGAAAUCAAAGACUAAAAAUAAAUAGAAAACGAAAACAAAA